This is a messenger RNA of Linum tenue, 2235 nucleotides long. The record is from the annotation of a GenBank genome assembly. NCBI's taxonomy places the organism in Eukaryota, Viridiplantae, Streptophyta, Magnoliopsida, Malpighiales, Linaceae.
AUGAUUGAGAGUUUUGCCUUCAGAUUAUGCUGGGAAAGAUUUGGCUGGAAUGUCCAAAAGUCGCAGGAGUUGCUUCUGCCUGUCCUGAAAGAGUACAACAAACGCGAGACUCAACUGCGGUUGGAAGCAUUUUACACUUUCAACGAGAGAUUUGCUAAGAUUCGAAGCAAGAGAAUCAAGAAAGCUGUAAAAGGAAUUACUGGAAAAUCAAGUUCAACCGUAUUGGAUGAUGUCCCAGAAGAAGCCCCUGAAUUGACUAAGAAAAGAAGAGCGACUCCUGCUGAGUCUGAACUUAAGUCAGCAGAAGGAUCUAUUCUUAGUAGCGACCACAAUCUUUCCGGAAAAUCAACGACUAAGAGAUCUAAGAAAGCAAGUACCACUGCGAAGGAUAUCUCAUCUGAAAAGGAGGAAUCAGGGCAAGAGUUAUUGUCAGGAAACAGGCAGCAGACUGCAGAAGGCUCAAACAAGGGUGGGAGAGGUAGGGGUAGUGGUGGAAGGAAAGGGAAAGGAAUAGGAAGUGGGAGGGGAAGGGGGAGGAGAUCUCGAGGUUUGGAACCAUCUGGACAGAGUUCUGGGGACACUGAGAGCAGCAGUGAAGAACACGAGGAUCAGAUUCAGAACUCAAAGAGGCCAAAUGAAGUGCGACGGUCGAAACGGUUGAGACAUCCUGUUAGUUAUACAUCCGACCUGGAAAUGGAUGACGUGAUCAAUUCAGUAGACCCAGAUGGUAAAGAAGAGGCAGCAGGAGAAGCUAAAGCGCAUCCAGGAAAUGCUGACUCGAGUCCUGCUGUUAGAGAACCACAAAUUCUGGAAGACGAUUUAUUAGUGCAGAUGGAUACAACACCUAGGGAGGAUCUCGAAACAGGAGGUGGUUUCUGCAUGGAUGAAGGUGAAGCUGGUAACCCCGAGGGUGGCAUUAGCAUUAAUCCUUCUGAAAGCAACGCUUCGAAAGAUUACUUAGAGAGUGGAGGUGGGUUUUGUGUGGAUGAAAGUGAUGCACACAACAAUCAAGCUGAUGUCGUCAGCCUGUCUCCACCCCUCGAGGAAGAUUCCACCGAGAAGCCUCGUCAUGGUGGUUUGAUGAAUGAGGUCAAGUUUGCUGCUUUUUCAUCACUGAAUGCUGUGAAUGAAAGCGCAGCCGAUAAGGAUCCACGCACUGAGACAUUGAGAACUACAGAAACUGAUGAUCAUCUGCAGUCCGGCAGCUCAUCUAUUCCUGAUAGCAUUGUAGAUGAUACCUUGGCUCCUGAAGCAGGAGGAGGCCUUGGCGAUUCCCUCCAAGUUUCCAUUGCUCCUCCUCCCGGCUCCCUCCAUCAUAAUCUACUCAAGACUCGCAGUUUGCAACCAGGAUUGCAUGCUGCUACACCUGCUACAGCUAUACCUGACCACAGCUUGAUCAAUGGCCUCCCAUUGAAGAUCGAUUGUGGCAGGGUUGUGGAUGCAGAUGCUACAGUUUCAACUGGCUUUAAAGACUGGAAGAAGUGGCGUUUGGUUGUUUCUUAUGAUGGGACCCGGUAUGCUGGCUGGCAGUUUCAGGAAUCCCCUCCUACUAUACAGGGGUUACUAGAAAAAGCCCUGACUCGAGCGACCAAGCUGGAGAGGAAACAUCUUCAAGUUGUCGGAGCGAGCAGGACUGAUGCUGGAGUUCAUGCUUUGGGCCAGGUCGCACAGUUCCUCACUCCUUUCAACUACGACUCCUUGGACCGUGUUCACGCAGCUCUCAACGGUCUACUACCCGAAGACAUUCGAGUACGAGAGGUUGCACCGGCUCUGCCUGAAUUCCAUGCUCGAUUCUCCGUCACCAGCAAGCUCUAUCGCUACAGGAUCUAUAAUGAUGCGGUGAUGGACCCACUCCUGCGCCACUAUGCCCACCACAGCCAUUACAAACUCGAUACAGCUGUGAUGGCGGAAGCUGCCACGCAUUUUGGGCCACUGAUCCAGCUGGAUGUUGAAGGCACCGGUUUCUUGUACAGACAAGUGCGCAACAUGGUUGCUUUGCUGCUGCAAAUAGGAAAGCAAGCCAUCCCUCCUGAUAUAGUACCAGUAAUCUUGGUGAGUCGUGAUCGCAGGGAGCUCGCCAAGUAUGCUCUGGCGGCCCCACCUCAUGGUCUCUGCCUUGUCUCUGUCAAUUACAACCAAGAUCACCUCCAGCUUCCCAAACUGAGAUCCCCUGCAGUUAGCUUUGGCAGACAUCACACUAUCAGCAGAUGUAAGCUCCCGCCAUCACUUCUGUAG